Messenger RNA from Symbiodinium sp. CCMP2592, 1404 nucleotides. The record is from the annotation of a GenBank genome assembly. Lineage: Eukaryota; Dinophyceae; Suessiales; Symbiodiniaceae.
AUGGAUCUCAUCGUCACUCCCAUGACGACAGUGUUGGAAUGGGUAUGGUGCGCUGCCCAGGUCGGUGCCACUUAUGUGGAGCUGUGCCUGUUCUGCUUGCUGCUUGGAAUGAUAGGAGCCUUGAGUCUCCAUGUCUACAGCUGGCAGAAGCGUAUGAUCCUUCUACUGCAAGGAGUGUCGGCACAACUGAAUGCCCUUGAGUCUUCGGUGCACUCUGACCUUCAUGCAAAGUCGGGAUCCCUCGCGGACCCAAUGGCGACCUUUGACUUGAUGUCCAAGUUCCGUGAUCAUGAGUUGCCCAAGCUGAUGAAGGAGAUCGAAGACUUGGGCACAGAGAUUGGAGUUGUCAAGAAGCAACACGUGGAUGUGAAGGCUCAACUGUCAGGAUUACAACCCCUGGCAGGGGAGAUCAGUAGCAUGCACAAACAAGUGGGCUCUGUUACAAGUGACUGUGCCAAACUCGGCGGAAUGUUCAACCGCCUCACCGAAACGCAUACAGCUGUGGCACGUUUGGUGUCUACGCAACUGCAAGAGCCGGCCCUGGAGAAGCUUGGCAAGAGCAUUGAUGAGGCCAAUGAAAAAGGCCAAAAGACAGUGCACAGCAGGCUUGAUGAUCUGGCUGACAAAGUUGCUGUACUGCGUGUUGUUGUGGACCAAAAGAACGAGAAGUUGCUCACGACGAUGAAGGAUGUCAAUGGUAACACAAGUCAACAAGUUCGGGAUGUCAUUUCACUGGUGCGUGGAAUGGGGCAAACUCUACAGGAAACGACCCAGCAACUUCGGGAUUUGGUUCUGCUUGUGCGAGGACUGGGACCCAUUAUGCCGGAGGUCAAACGUCUUGGUGACCUUGUUGCAGCAGGCCGAGAGGCUUCUGGAGUUGCACAGCAGAACCUGCAACAAAAUAUGGAGACAAUCCAGGCUUGCGAGGACAGGCUGAUCAGGGUGGAGCCUAUGAUCACUGCCUUGGUGGACCAGAUGGCGGAGUCUGAGACCAAGCUGGAGGCCAUACAAGGUGAGCACGAAGUCCUCCAAGAAAUCCUGGGUCGACUGCCUAAGCUACCCCAACGCAAACCUCCAGCGGCGGACAGACCUGCUCCAGAGCAAACUACGGGGUCUCAGCGAGACUCGGUUCCGGCGCAUCCAUCUACGCCACCUACCACGCUUGGACCGCCACAACAGCAUCAGACGGUUGUUUCCAACCUGCCGAUCCAGACGCCGCCCACUAUUAUCCCAGUCAGCCUUGAGUCGGCGGCACCGGGCAUUCAGUUGCGGCUUUCUGAACACCUGAACCCGCAGCCACCUGUCUCACCUGCUGCGGCGCCUAAUUUUCUCAUAACACAGCUUCCAUCGCAACCUGCUUCGGGCAAUCACCUGCUGACAGCUCUGUUACAGAACCAACGAUGA